AUUACUAGGAGUAAAAUACAGUAAAAAGGAAAGAAACUUGGAAAAGUAGUAAACUCCAUGGCCAGUAGAGGAAUUGAAAACUACUAAGUCAAAAAAGGUGUUGUCCUUCGGGAGUCCUAGGUUUCCGUACAGUACUCUUCGAAAGGGACUCUUCUCAGCCGUCUCUCUGUCUGUCUGUCUGCCUGCUCUUGGAGAGCGUUUCAAUUGGUCUCCUCCAUACAAAACAUGACUACCUCAAAGCGCCUUGCUGAAAGGAAAGUCGAGAAAUUUGAAAAGAACAUCACCAGGAGGGGAUCAACCAAGAAAGGAUCAAAAUACCCAGUUGGCACAAUUAUUCUCGGGCUGUUUGUUUUUGUGGUCGUCGGAUCAUACAUCUUUCAAAUGAUCAGGACAGCAAAAAAUGGUGGGAUAGUCUGAGGAAAUGAGAAAGAAGUGAUAUCCGAAGUAUCGGCGUUUUGGUACAUAUGGGACUGAAAUUAAUAUGAUAUUACGUAC
Messenger RNA from Rhododendron vialii, 495 nucleotides. RefSeq lists its product as uncharacterized. The record is from RefSeq and is a predicted model, not a curated record. Gene Ontology annotation, cellular component: endoplasmic reticulum. Bases 226 to 417 code for a protein of 63 amino acids. Gene Ontology annotation, biological process: endoplasmic reticulum unfolded protein response. The transcript is spliced from 3 exons. NCBI's taxonomy places the organism in Eukaryota, Viridiplantae, Streptophyta, Magnoliopsida, Ericales, Ericaceae.